This is a messenger RNA of Thermothelomyces thermophilus ATCC 42464, 2154 nucleotides long. RefSeq lists its product as uncharacterized. Lineage: Eukaryota; Fungi; Ascomycota; Sordariomycetes; Sordariales; Chaetomiaceae. The record is from RefSeq and is a predicted model, not a curated record. The transcript is spliced from 3 exons. Gene Ontology annotation, molecular function: asparaginase activity; protein binding. The coding region runs from base 244 to 2091 and encodes 615 amino acids.
GCAGCUUCAGAUCGAACAAUUCAGUCAACCCUUGGAUGAAUUCGAGCCGCUGACCCACACCAAUUCUACCUUGCUUGAAUGCGAUAUAAAGAGGAGGGUCACCUUGCACAACAACAUUGGAAGGUUGGGAUUCGAAUUCAGGUUUUGAAAGGAUCUUAAAAAAACGGAGCAGGCGCCUUCAUUCUGCAGUCAGGCGAGGUCAGGUCCCAGCACACGUCUAUAUUCCAUAAUCAAUUAGACACGAUGGGGGUGCCGUUCGUCUUGGAGGGGAUGAAAUCAGAGGCCAACUACCCGGAGUCCCGGGUGCUCAUCAUCAUGACGGGCGGUACGAUCUGCAUGCAGCCUUCAGCCGAUGGCUUGGUUCCCAUGACGGGUUUUCUCGAGAAGGCCAUGGCUCCUCGGCCGUCAUUCAACGAUAACUCCGACCCUUCAGUCAAAAUCCACGCCUACAAAAACGGCGUCAAGCUGACCCUCGACAGCCUCCGAACCCCCCCGAGCGCCUACUCGCGCCACAUUCGGUAUGGCGUCCUCGAGUUUCAGCCCCUACUCGACUCGAGCUCCAUCUCGUCCACGGGCUGGACCGAGAUUGCCAUGACCAUAAAGGAGAACUACCACAUUUUCGACGGUUUCGUCAUCCUGCACGGCACCGACUCGCUCGCUUACACGGCGUCGGCGCUGUCCUUCAUGAUGUCAAACCUCGGCAAGCCGGUGAUCUUGACCGGCUCCCAGGCCUCCAUCUUUGCCCUGCAAUCCGACGCCGUCGACAACCUGCUGGGUUCUCUCAUCAUCGCCGGCACCUUUGUCAUCCCGGAGGUCUGUCUCUUCUUCCACCACACCCUCUUCCGCGGUAACCGCACAACCAAAGUGUCGGCCUCCUCCUUUGAGGCCUUCGACAGCCCCAACUGCGCGCCGCUCGCCAAGGUCACCUCGCUCGGCGUCGACGUCAACUGGGGCCUGGUCCGGCGGCCCACUAGCAUCGCCGGGUUUCAGGUGACCAAGUACCUGGACACGGCGCACGUGGCCUGCCUGCGCAUCUUCCCGGGGAUCAAGCCCGAGAUGGUGGAUUCCGUGCUUAGGGUACCGGACCUGCGCGGCCUGAUCCUCGAGACGUUCGGCAUGGGCAACGCCCCCGGCGGCGUCGACGGCAGCCUGACCAAGGUCAUCCGCGCCGCCGUCGAGCGCGGCAUCGUCGUUGUCAAUGUCAGCCAGUGCACCAACGGCUUCGUGUCGCCGGUCUACGCUCCCGCCACCGCGCUCGGCAGGGCCGGCGUGGUGUUUGGACACGACCUCACUACCGAGGCAGCCCUGACCAAGUUGUCGUACCUCCUGGCACUACCGGGCUUGACGUACGAAGACGUGACGGCCAAGAUGGCGCAGUCGCUGCGCGGCGAGAUGACCGAGAUGACCCUUCCGUCCUUCUCUCACCCGGCGGGCACUCUGGAUACGGCCGUGAACAGACUUACUGCGGCCGAAACGGCCUUCACGGCGCUCGGCUACGCGAUCCGCAACGGCGAGCUGCGCACGGUGCGCGAGAUCCUCGAGGGGGACGAGUUCAACCACCAGCUGCUCAAGCGGGCCGACUACGCGGGCAACACGGUGGUGCACCUGGCCGCCGUCGGGCCGGAGCCGCUCGUCCUGCGCGAGCUGCUCACGCGCGGCGCCGGCGUGCACUCCCGCAACCGCGCCGGCAACACCCCGCUGUACCUCGCCGAGAAGGCGGGCAACGCCGAGUGCGUGCGCCUGCUCAAGGAGGCCGGGGCCCACCUGUGGCUCGACAACGAGCUCAAGGGGGAGGGCAGCCGGAUGCCGAGCCGCGGGGCGAGCCGGGCUGUCUCCCCAGACCGUGGUGGCGGUCGUGGUGCUGCUGGCGCUGCUCCUCCUAGCGCUGCUGCUGCUACUGGUGCUGCCCCCGCUGCUGUUGAUCCCAAAGGGACGGCGGAGGGUGGCAGCGGGGAGGUUGAGGCUGUGGUUGGCAAAGGGGAUGCGGGGAGGGAUGGGCAUGUUGGUGCGGAAGAGCUUGGUGAAUUGGCUGCCCAGACCGAGCCGGCUAGGGUACCGCUAACGGGGGACACGGGCAAGAUUGUUGGCUGAAUUACGCGGGAGGGUGGAGGAGUCGCGGUUGGCGAGUCACAUGUACGUACGGUGUGCGCAGUU